This is a messenger RNA of Eutrema salsugineum, 1041 nucleotides long. RefSeq names its product putative pectinesterase 11. NCBI's taxonomy places the organism in Eukaryota, Viridiplantae, Streptophyta, Magnoliopsida, Brassicales, Brassicaceae. Bases 1 to 1041 code for a protein of 346 amino acids. Gene Ontology annotation, biological process: cell wall modification. Gene Ontology annotation, molecular function: pectinesterase activity. The record is from RefSeq and is a predicted model, not a curated record. The transcript is spliced from 5 exons.
AUGGGUGUUUAUAAAUCGAAGUCUAAGCAUAAUAUUGCUAAUUAUUAUCAAAUCAUAGUCAUCAAUAUUUUCAUUCUCUCUUCAGUCACAUCUUCAUCCAUGGCUUCUUCUUCUUUGUCUUCAAUUGAUUUUUCGACUGCAAUUUUAAUAAGAGUUGAUCAAUCGGGCAAAGGAGAUUUCAUUAAGAUUCAAGAAGCAAUUGAAUCUAUCCCUCCUAAUCUAAACAACUCUCAACUCUAUUUCAUUUGGGUUAAGCCUGGAACUUACCGAGAAAAAGUGGUGAUUCCUGCGGAUAAACCCUACAUAACGUUGAGUGGAACACAAGCUUCCAACACAAUUCUCGUAUGGAGCGAUGGUGAAGACAUUUUGGAAUCACCCACUCUCACAAUCUUCGGCUCCGAUUUCGUUUGCCGAUUUCUCACUAUUCAGAAUAGGUUUGGAACAACGGGACAGGCGGUUGCGCUGCGGGUGGCAGCGGAUAAUGCAGCGUUCUACGGUUGCGUGAUAACCUCAUACCAAGACACUCUUCUUGAUGACAAUGGGAAUCAUUACUUCAAGAACUGCUAUAUUGAAGGAGCCACCGAUUUCAUCUGUGGAAGCGCUUCUUCUCUCUAUGAAAGGUGUCAUCUACACUCGUUGUCGCCGAACAAUGGGUCGAUAACGGCGCAAAUGAGAUCGUCGGCGUCGGAGAAAUCAGGGUUUACAUUCUUGGGAUGCAAGCUAACCGGUUCGGGUUCCACGUUUUUGGGAAGACCAUGGGGAGCUUAUUCUAGGGUUGUCUUUGCUUAUUCCUUCUUCUCCGAUGUUGUCGCACCUCAAGGAUGGAACGAAUGGGGAGACUCCAGCAAAGAAAAUACCGUUUAUUAUGGUGAAUACAAAUGUUACGGUCCCGGAGCAGACAGGGGACCAAGGGUAAAAUGGUCAAAACAAUUAUCCUACGACGAAGCUGCCGUCUUCUUGAGCAAAGACUUUAUCGGCGGCAAAGACUGGCUCCGACCUGCGCCUUCUCACUUCAAGAAUGCUCCCAAACCAAACCCAUAA